AUCGCAACGCCCCACCACGCCGGUGGUCGUAGCCUACAGAGAAGACAUACAAACGCCCAUAUCCUUCGGAGCCCAUCGCCGAAAGCAAGCGCAUCAUGGACGACUUCAACAGCGACACGGAUAGCGACUACACAAGCUACUGGCGAGAUUGGUUCAUAUCCUCGCGAGGCAACGAAUACUUCUGCGAGAUUGACGAAGAAUACCUCACCGAUCGCUUCAACCUCACGGGUCUGAACACCGAAGUUCAGUACUAUCAAUAUGCACUCGAUCUUGUAACCGACGUCUUCGACUUCGACUGUGACGAUGAUAUGCGGGAACAGAUUGAGAAGUCGGCGCGGCAUUUGUACGGACUGGUACAUGCACGAUACAUUGUCACAACCAGGGGUCUAGCAAAGAUGCUCGAGAAGUUCAAGAAAUCCGACUUCGGCAAAUGCCCCCGCGUCAUGUGCGAAUCGCAACCCCUCCUUCCCAUGGGUCAAUCCGACGUCCCCAACGCCUCACCCGUAAAACUCUACUGCGCUCGCUGCGAGGACCUGUACAACCCCAAGUCCUCUCGUCAUGCCGUAAUUGACGGCGCCUACUUCGGCACCUCGUUCCACAACAUCCUCUUCCAAGUCUACCCCGCGAUGCUGCCGCCAAAGUCGCAACGGCGGUACGAGCCGCGCGUUUUCGGCUUCAAGGUACACUCUGCAGCAGCGCUGGCGCGAUGGCAAGCAGACAAGAAGGACGAGAUGAAAGACAGACUCAAGACACUGAAGAUGGAGACUGGAUUCGAAGGGGAGGAUGAGGAGGAAGACGACGAUGAGGAUGAUGAUGAUAUGGAAACUGCAGAAGUCGACGCUGCAGCUGCCCAGCUAUGACAAAUGGGCCUCUGACGGCCUUUUCACUAUUGUACAGAGCGGGAAAAACGACAAUAACAGGAAGCAGGAAUAGUAAGCAUGGAGGGUUAUGAGUAGUUCGAUAGCAUCCACAAGGAACUAGCAUGGGUUCGGCGAUAGGCGUCAUGGGUGGCUGGGUUAAAGCAGUAUCUGAUAUACCAAACGACGAUUAAGCAACGCAGAGUUUCACUUGCACAUGCUUGAAUUAGCAAAGUCUCACAUGUGCACCGACAUCACGAGUAGGCACAGGUAGCACGAUUCAUGAUUGCACUGUUGGCUUGUAUAAUGUAAGAGAGUGGGUAUCUAUCUCACACCCCAUCAGCCCAUUCCGUAAAUACCCAAGAAACUCAAGCAACGAUGUGACAAACCCAGGGGUAUAACAAGAAUGUAGUGACUGAAGAAGAUGCUGAACAAGAUAGAAUGAAGGAAGAA
This is a messenger RNA of Alternaria alternata, 1310 nucleotides long. Its product is annotated as casein kinase II subunit beta. The transcript has 3 exons. The coding region runs from base 96 to 860 and encodes 254 amino acids. Gene Ontology annotation, cellular component: protein kinase CK2 complex; cytoplasm. Gene Ontology annotation, molecular function: protein kinase regulator activity. Lineage: Eukaryota; Fungi; Ascomycota; Dothideomycetes; Pleosporales; Pleosporaceae. The record is from RefSeq and is a predicted model, not a curated record.